Seminavis robusta is the source of this 1708-nucleotide messenger RNA. The record is from the annotation of a GenBank genome assembly. Lineage: Eukaryota; Bacillariophyta; Bacillariophyceae; Naviculales; Naviculaceae.
GGGGGGGGGCAGUGUUAGGAGAAGAUGGCUGCCUGACUAGCUACCUGAUAGCUACCUCAAUGCACUUGUCUGCUUCGUAGACAGUACAUUCAGCAGGUUCGUUCCCUAUACCGGUAAUUGGUAGGCCGACAUCUAACGGGUACUCUACUAUGCAUAGCUGGCCAGCAAGUACAGUAGCAGCUAGCUAGCUAGAGAGAGCUACCAGUACCGAAGCUCAAAGCUCGUCCCAUCAUUCCAAGGCCAACUCUCAAGUUUCUACGGGCGCUGAGCCUUGGCCUCAAAUAAUUACAGUGAUGUGGUCAUUGGCAUUGGUUCCGGAUGACUCAAGGCGCCAAAAUACUUGCUCGGGACUGGCAUCUCGCACGCCUCAAAAAACGAAACAACACACAAACAACCACAACCCACACCGACAACACAAAUUGAAGAGAGUGCUCGAUAACAAUUUACCUCUUGUCCAGUGCUGGAGGAACUAUACUAUACCAAGCAGAACAACAUGUUUUCCCGAUCCUUCUUGGCACUCGUGACAGCGCUGGUGUGGAGCCUUUUUCUUGUCUCCACUGCAACCGCCAAGCACGCCCCGAGCAGCCGCUGCAAUGUCUACGAUAUAUUGGAAGACUGCAAAGAUCAAGUGUACAAAAUUACCAAAAAAGGCAAAAAGUCAUUGGGAGAAUUAGACGAUUAUCUAAUUGAUGAGUGUCAGGGCAUGAAAGGUAUGAUUGUUGCCAAGUGCAUCAUGAAGUACCUGUGCAUCAAUCAUGGAGAAAAGGCUGUCCGGCGAGUGGAUGAUUGCGUUCGGGGAGUUUGUCCUUUGGCCAAGCAUCUGCCUCCAAAGUUGUGUCACAAGAGACGGUUGGGAGGAAAAGCUUCGUUCAUUGAAGACGUAUUGGAAAAGUAACUCGGAUCCAAGAGGACAAAUUGCAGUGUGGGGAUGUCAACCUGUCAGUCCACCUCUGUGAAUUCAGCUUUCAUAAAUCAGUUGGCCGGUCAAUCAAUCAACAAGUCAAUAAUCAACACCCCAGCAGUUCACAAUAUCAAUGUGCCAGCCACCCUCUGUUCGUUCAGUAAUCAAUUGGCUGUUUAAAAAGUUGUUGCGUUUGCACAAGGAUAGUUCCAAUCCACUGAAAUUUAGCACCGGUAGUAUCCCGGGUAGCAUUAGAUGGUCUGGCUAGAGAGCUGAACUUCCAAUUCCACCAUUCCAAAGUGCCAUCAACUAACUUAUCGAUACUCGGUGAGCCGAAGCGUUGGCGUUUCUACUGAACCAACCAUGUAGCUUGUGCCAUAUGUUGACAGGACGUGCAUUCCACAAAUGUUUCUUCGUAGCUAGCUAGACGUUGGAGGCAAGUCCGAGCAAAUCUGUGAAUGAAUGAAUGAAGCAGCUAGUAGUCUAAUAAGUAGUAAUUCAAAUCAUGGGUCACGGUUUGCGACCAAAGCUACUGGUAUCACUCGGGAACUUAUUAUGAAGAUCGAAUGGUAGUGGCAAUGAUCAACCUGUUUUGUGGAAUUGGGCUCGUCAGCCACUUAUUCCCGACCCCCCACGUGUCAGUCCAGGGCUAUCCACUCUAUCCCUUGCUAGCUACGGCAGUAGCUAGCUGAUAGAGCCAACGAAAUGGAUUCACUGUCAUGUAAAACCAACUACUUGCAACAGCUUGAAGUACAUGCAAUCGAUUAGUUAAAAGAAUUGAGUUAAAGUAGAGAUUAAUGUUCUCGU